AUGAGCUCACUAAGCUACUCUCCUCCUGCUAAAGAAGAGGAGGUCUGCUGGACGGAGAAAGAAGCUCUAGUGAAAGAGGAGGAGGAAGAGGAGGAUGUUACAAUACAAAAACAAGUAGAGGGUGAGGCUGUUACCGUGAAAGAAGAAGAAGUUACAGUGAAAGAAGAGGAAGAAGCGUUCAGAGUGAAAGAGGAGGAGGAAGAGCAAGAUAACGUUUUUGAACUGAAAGAGGCGAUAGAAAAGGAAGCAGUUUUUGUAGUGACGGAGGAGGCAGAGAUGACUGUCACAUUGGAGGAAGAAGAGAAGACUGGAGAUCUGAUGAACACCAGUAAGUAGUAUUUUAAAAACGGGCACAAACUCUGCAGUUGUUGAACUGAAGUUAUAUAUUUGAAUAUGUUGUUCUGUACCAUUUUGUUAAAGUUACAAAGAGUGGGGGGGUCACCAACAAAACGUAACAAUGAAAUGUAUCCUAUUAUAUUAGACAGACUUUUCAGACUUCUAGACUAGACUUGGUUUCCAGAUGUUGUACAGCUUGUCUUUGUCCUAGUGAUUAAUUUGGCCGAUCUGAUUUGGAUUAAACAUCACAGGAAGACAGUUUUAUCAUGUGGAGGUUUCAUUCCGGGUCGUAUUCAUUAGUGAACACUGUAGCAAAAUGUUUUGCAUCGGAAAACAAAAACAAGCUUUUGUUAUGGGAAAGGGGGAUACCUAGUCAGUUGUACAACUGAAUGCAUUCAACUGAAAUGUGUCUUCCGCGUUUAACCCAACCCCUCUGAAUCAGAGAGGUGCGGGGGGCUGCCUUAAUCGACCUCCACGUCAUCGGCGCCCGUGGAACAGUGGGUUAACUUCCUUACUCGGGGGCAGAACGACAGAUUUCUACCUUGUCAGCUCGGAGAUUUGAUCCAGCAACCUUUGGGUUACUGGCCCACCGCUCCUACCCGCCAGGCUACCUGCUUGUCGUUCAUUUGGCCUAUUUUCUCCCGCUAUGUUUCUUGUUAAUUCAAUCCUGAUCUCUCUGUUAAACUAAACGGAGUGGCUGCGGUUCCGGAUCUGGCUUGCUGUUGCUAAAAAAUACGGAGGAUGCCGGAUCCACUAGCCUACCUCCUUUCAGCUGCUACUCAGUCACUCCGCUGCCGCUUGUACACAAAACAUUUUGAACAACAGUAGUUAUUUGUCUGUUGUAACAGUAGGCUAUUGCAAACAAGUUGUCUAGAAAUGUCAUGUUCUUUUUUUCAGGAGGGAAGUUACAUGCAGCUGUUUAGGCAAGCUAUAAGUAGCCUAUACAGUAUAUCAAACAAGCGCGUCACAGACAGGCAGUUAAUAGAGAUGUCAUGUUAUUUUUUCCAUCACCAUUGCAAACAGGAGGCAGACUCCUGGCUAAAUGGCAGCGUAACUGUAAAGAUUACAUCAUCACACACAACGCAGAUUAUUUUUGCCCCCAAUGUAAUAUGUACCCUGCGUCUGCUUGUGCUACGGCAAUAUCUGUUACAGCAGACAAGAUUAGGUUGGAGCCUUCUUAAUAUAUCUAUUUUUGGAAUGUUUGUUCAAAUCGCAGCAGGGUUUUUAUUUCAGCUGUUCAGAAAUAUGAGGCAGAGACAUCACCGUGGUUCAGACCAGGCUACAUCACCAUGGUUCAGACCAGGCUACAUCCCCAUGGUUCAGACCAGGCUACAUCCCCAUGGUUCAGACCAGGCUACAUCCCCAUGGUUCAGACCAGGCUACAUCCCCAUGGUUCAGACCAGGCUACAUCCCCAUGGUUCAGACCAGGCUACAUCCCCAUGGUUCAGACCAGGCUACAUCCCCAUGGUUCAGACCAGGCUACAUCCCCAUGGUUCAGACCAGGCUACAUCACCAUGGUUCAGACCAGGCUACAUCCCCAUGGUUCAGACCAGGCUACAUCCCCAUGGUUCAGGCCAGGCUACAUCCCCAUGGUUCAGACCAGGCUACAUCAUCAUAUCGAUCAAAUUGGUUGAGAGUUCGGAAGAGGGUAAAGAGAGAAACAUGAAUGCGCAGAACGUGAUUUGGAUCCUUAGUUUUAAGAAGUAUGUUUCCAGGGGGGCGGGGCGGCGGCGAAAACUCUGGAUUCGUAGCGAAAACUCUGUAUUCGUAGCGAAAACUCUGUAUUCGUAGCGAAAACUCUGGAUUCGUAGCGAAAACUCUGUAUUCGUAGCGAAAACUCUGGAUUCGUAG
Coregonus sp. 'balchen' is the source of this 2187-nucleotide messenger RNA. NCBI's taxonomy places the organism in Eukaryota, Metazoa, Chordata, Actinopteri, Salmoniformes, Salmonidae. The record is from the annotation of a GenBank genome assembly.